Capsella rubella is the source of this 869-nucleotide messenger RNA. RefSeq names its product non-specific lipid transfer protein GPI-anchored 2. NCBI's taxonomy places the organism in Eukaryota, Viridiplantae, Streptophyta, Magnoliopsida, Brassicales, Brassicaceae. The coding region runs from base 65 to 709 and encodes 214 amino acids. The record is from RefSeq and is a predicted model, not a curated record. The transcript has 3 exons.
AUCUCUGUAACUAACUAAACUCAUCAAGAAGAAGAAGAGAGAUAUCUCUAAAACAACAACAACAAUGUCCGUCACAAUCAAAACCAUCGUCUUCUUCGUCAUAUUCGCGAUCAUCUUCUCCUCCGCCGUAUACGCGACGCUGCAAGCACCUUCGUCUUCUCCACCGGUUCUUACAUGUACGGAAGAGCUCGUCAUGUUCUCUCCUUGCCUUCCUUACGUCUCCGCUCCACCGAACAACAUUUCAGAGACUCCGAAUCCUAUCUGCUGCUCUGUUUUCACCUCCUCGGUUCAUUCCAGCGCCGGAAACUGUCUCUGUUAUCUUCUCCGGCAGCCGAUGAUACUUGGAUUCCCGUUGGAUCGAUCUAGGUUGCUUUCUCUUUCCCAGAUCUGUACUGAUCGGAGCUCCGACGAAUCGUUCGAGUCUCGCUGCUCGCCGUCAGAGUCGCCGGAGCUUCCGCCGCUUCAGAGUAUCCAGUUCACGAAUCCGUUUCUUCCCGGUAAUCAAGGAUCCGCUUCUCCACAAUCGAUCGGCUUAGUACCGGAAAUCUCACCAAGCUCUGACCAAUUCUCACCGGAAACAGCUACUGUAGCACCGCCACCACCAGCUCCACAAUACAUCUCAAUCGGCUCUCCAAAGAUCAGAAACUUCUGGUCUCCAUCGACCAUUAUCAUGACUCUGGCCACUUCUAUCUUCUUCACAGGCAUCUGAAUGAUAUGAAGCUCUCUGUGCUUUUUUACUGCUUAGGUUUUACUUCACUGAUACAAAGAUUUUUUACCAUUGGGCUUAGCGUUUAAGUCUUCGCCUGCCUUACUGCUACUGUUAUUGAGGUUGUGUCAGCUGUGAGUAGUGUUUCAUUGAACAAAGAUGA